Molecule: messenger RNA, 801 nt
Organism: Pseudovirgaria hyperparasitica
Lineage: Eukaryota; Fungi; Ascomycota; Dothideomycetes; Acrospermales; Acrospermaceae
Product: glycolipid-anchored surface protein 5 precursor
Exons: 4
Coding region: 1-801 (266 amino acids)
Biological process (GO): fungal-type cell wall (1->3)-beta-D-glucan biosynthetic process
Cellular component (GO): fungal-type cell wall; cytoplasm
Molecular function (GO): 1,3-beta-glucanosyltransferase activity
Source: RefSeq, a predicted model, not a curated record
AUGCGACAUUUCUUCGAGACGCUCGACGAGAUGGCCAAGUUUCCCAACACCCUUGGCGUGAUGGUUGCAUAUGAGUUGAUCAACGACACUCAAAGUAUGAAAUGCGCACCUGUCUUGAAAGCAGCCGUGAAAGACCUGAAAAAGUAUAUGAGAUUCCAAAGUGAGUCUACUGGGCAGAGGGUCCUUCCGAUUGGAUACGAUGCAUCGUCAGCACGUUUGCCACUAUUUGAGACGUUAUAUUACUUGUCAUGUGGCGACAGUGAUGCUCGGAUUGACUUUGUGUCUUGCAAGGGGUACGAGUGGGUUGGGAGUAAGUCCAGCAUCAAAAUCAGCGGAUGGCAGACACUGAUCGAACAGUUUCAGCAUCUUCCUACGCCUAUAUUCUUCUCCGAGUACGGCACAACCAUGCCCACGUACACUGUGAGCGCCACGACGGAGUCACGCGAGUUCACAGAGACCUCAGCCUUGUUCUCCCCGGCAAUGACUCAUGUGUUCUCGGGAGGUUGUGUGUACGAGUUCUGGAGGAGUAGGAAUGGAUAUGGUAUGCUUCAAGUCUUCCAAGGCGGAGCAAUUGUGGAGAAACGUGCUGGUCCGUUGGGAAUCAUGCUUGUGUAUGCUGAUUUCUUCAACUACCAGAAACGUCUGGCAGCAGCGCGAGAGGUGGAGCCGAACACGCUUGCAGCGCACACAGAUCGCACAGGGUACGAGCGAGUGUUUGAAACGGUGCAACGACGCGAUAUUGCCGACAUGGGCGAGGUUCCAGAUAGCCCUAUAGAUUGGGCGCAAUUUAUCAAUCUGUGA